UCUCCGAUGCCGCAAAAGGUCUGCCUCACCGGAGCGUCUGGCUUUCUCGGUUCCUGGUGCGCCAAGCUGCUCCUCGAGCAAGGCUUCGUUGUCCACGCGACCGUCCGCAGCAAGGAGAAGGCCGCGUAUCUCAAGGCGCUCCCCGGCUCUGAGCGGCUCGUUAUCUUCGACGGCGUCGAUCUGCUAACGCCGGGCGCGUUCGACGCGGCGAUGGCCUCAUGCGACGUGUGUAUGCACACCGCCUCUCCCUUCUUCUUUGCCAACGGCACCGAGGAUGCGCUCGUGAAGCCCGCCGUUGAGGGCACGCGGAACGUCCUCGACGCGUGCGUCCGGGCGGGAGUCCGCAAGGUCGUGCUCACCUCGUCCACCGCCGCCGUCUACGUCUCGUACGGCACCGUCGCCGACGAUCACGUCUGGAGCAGCGCCGACUGGACGUCGGAGGGGCUGGUGCGGGAGAAGGAGAACUGGUAUUGCCUGAGCAAGACCGCCGCGGAGCGCGUGGCCUGGGAGGUGAGCAGGGCGAGCUCGCUCGACCUCUGCGUCCUCAACCCGACGCUCAUCUUUGGGCCGCCGCACCUCAACACAUCGCAAAACACCAUCGUCGGCAUGAUGGACGGCAGCCUCUCCCAGCUCGACAACAGCUGCAAGAGCAUCGUCGACGUGCGGGACGUGGCGGAGGCGCACGUGGCGGCCAUUACGACGGGCAGCGGGUGGGGCGAGCGGUUUCUGCUCAUCGGCGCCACGCCCCACCAGGCGGAGAUUGCCGACGCCGUGAGGGAGGCGCUGCCGGCCGGCAUGAAGGCCAACGUGCCGACCUCAGUCAGCGCAGUCCUUGGCCCGCCAGUGAUGGCGCAGUCGCCGCCCAAUCCGGUUCUGUACGACGCGUCCCCGUCCGAGCGGCUGCUUGGCAUCAAGUACAGGUCGACGAAGGAGAUGGUGCAACAGUCCGUCGCCUCGCUCCUUGCAAAUGGCUUUGACAGCACCGCAAAGUACGCGCACCGGGAGAAGUAG
Emiliania huxleyi CCMP1516 is the source of this 1011-nucleotide messenger RNA. RefSeq lists its product as hypothetical. The transcript is spliced from 2 exons. The record is from RefSeq and is a predicted model, not a curated record. The annotation marks the transcript as partial. NCBI's taxonomy places the organism in Eukaryota, Haptophyta, Isochrysidales, Noelaerhabdaceae. Gene Ontology annotation, molecular function: oxidoreductase activity, acting on the CH-OH group of donors, NAD or NADP as acceptor.